CCGCCAUGAGGUAGUUGCCUGUCUGUCCUCGCCACGAGAUUACUUAUUCUUCUUUUGCUAUCUCCAAGCUCGUCUUUUAUCGUGCUAAUCUCACCACUCCUCCCGCCCCUCCAGAUCCGCCGUUUUACCAGAUUUUCCUUCUUUGUCCCCGCUUCCGAAUCGGUCAUCCUCUCCUGUGACUCUCUAUCCUCCCAGCUUCCCACAGCCUUCCAAGUCUGAAGAACAGUCCAAUAUGGUCCGGAACAUCGUUGUUAUCGGGGGCACUUCCCACCCGCAAUUGACUCAGACCAUCUGCAACGUGUUGGGCAUCCCGCCGGCAGAUGUUCUGCUGUCGAAAUUCUCCGUGGGUGAGACCCGAGUGGAGAUCAAGGAGUCUGUCCGUGGAAAGGAUGUCUAUAUCAUUCAGUCCGGUGGUGGAAAGGUAAAUGAUCUCCUCAUGGAGCUUCUGAUUACCAUCUCGGCUUGCAAGACCGCCUCCGCCAAGAGAGUCACUGCGGUCCUCCCGCUUUUCCCGUACUCGCGUCAGAGUGACAUUCCCUACAACAAGACCGGAGCUCCUUUGGUCAAGUCAUCCCUUGCGGGGAGGCAAGGCAAUAACUACACCUUUGAAAGUACCCCGCCUACCCCACUUCCUGGGAAGUCCGAAACUGGAGGUCUUCUGAACGGUCUGAACGGCGUCGAUAACCUGCAGAAAAGCCUGGCCAAGGCUCAAUUGGAAGAUAUCAGCAAUGGCAGCCCUGUGAAGAAGCAACGCCCGGUCAAUGGUCUUCCCCGCAGCGAUACCAUGGAGUCCCUGCAGUCUGAAGGUAACAGGUUCGCACUCAACGGUGCCGACGAGAAAAUCAACAACUUCCAACCCCGCCCCGGCUACAAGCAGUGGGUGGCUCAGGCCGGUACCUUGGUCGCGGACCUGCUCACCUGCGCUGGUGCAGACCACAUUAUCACCAUGGAUCUCCAUGACCCUCAGUACCAGGGAUUCUUCGACAUUCCGGUUGACAACCUGUACGGCCGCCCACUCCUCAAGAGCUACAUCCAGCGGAACAUCCCCAACUACAAGCAGGCCGUGAUCGUCAGUCCCGAUGCUGGUGGCGCGAAGCGUGCUACGGCGAUUGCCGAUGGUAUGGGUGUAGAAUUCGCCCUUAUCCACAAGGAACGUCGUCCUACCCGCAUAACGGAUCGACAGAACGCUACCAUGAUGCUGGUGGGAGAUGUUAAGGAUCGGACGGCGAUCCUGAUUGACGACCUGGCGGACACGUCGAACACCAUUACCCGAGCGGCGAAGCUCCUCAAGAAGGAAGGAGCUGCGCAGGUUUAUGCUCUGGUCACCCACGGAAUAUUGAGUGGAGAUGCCAUUGAUCGGAUCAAUGCUAGCGCACUCGAUAAGGUGGUGGUUACAAACAGCGUUGACCAGGCAGACCACUUGCGCAGAUGCCCCAAGUUGGAGGUUUUGGAAGUCGGUCACGUUUUCGCUGAGGCUAUCCGCCGUGUCCACCACGGUGAGAGUAUCAGUACUCUUUUCCAGUACGACUAACCAACCAAAUCAUUGAUUUUUUUGCAUGCGACUUUUCUUUCCCAUGGCAGGGAUAGAUGACACCUUUUGAAAAAGGAGUGACGAAUUGAGGUUAUAUCUUGAUGAAUUUUCUUUAUAUUGUCUUUGACAUUUGCUAUACUACUUUGGUUUCCAUAAGC
Molecule: messenger RNA, 1689 nt
Organism: Aspergillus eucalypticola CBS 122712
Lineage: Eukaryota; Fungi; Ascomycota; Eurotiomycetes; Eurotiales; Aspergillaceae
Product: ribose phosphate diphosphokinase subunit PRS5
Exons: 3
Coding region: 233-1531 (432 amino acids)
Biological process (GO): purine nucleotide biosynthetic process; 5-phosphoribose 1-diphosphate biosynthetic process
Cellular component (GO): ribose phosphate diphosphokinase complex; cytoplasm
Molecular function (GO): magnesium ion binding; ribose phosphate diphosphokinase activity
Source: RefSeq, a predicted model, not a curated record